This is a messenger RNA of Diorhabda carinulata, 4436 nucleotides long. RefSeq names its product dynein axonemal assembly factor 1 homolog (gene dtr). Lineage: Eukaryota; Metazoa; Arthropoda; Insecta; Coleoptera; Chrysomelidae. The transcript has 12 exons. Gene Ontology annotation, molecular function: protein binding. The record is from RefSeq and is a predicted model, not a curated record. Bases 82 to 4365 code for a protein of 1427 amino acids.
AGUUGUAAUGGCGCCAAAAUGGUAUCUGAGGCAACGAGAUGUUUAGUCAAUAAUUUUUAUCUAAAAAAAUAUAUAUAGAAAAUGCCAAUUAUAGCAGAACGUGCUUCACAAAAUGAAGAAAAAUUACCAAAAAAAGAAUAUUAUAGCGGUAAUCCAGCUCUCGAUGAAUUAUGUAAAGGACCGAGAAUGACUAAGGAAUAUCUGAGAAAACAUUGUAAGGAGCAAAGAUUAUAUCAAACUCCGCAUUUAAACGACGUACUGUAUUUACAUUUCAAAGGGUUUUCUUAUAUUGAAAAUUUGGAGGAAUAUACAGGGUUGAAAUGUUUGUGGUUAGAAAAUAACGGAAUUAGAGAAAUAAGCGGUUUAGAUAACCAAAAACAAUUAAGAAGUCUUUUUCUACAUUAUAAUCUGAUUAAAAAAAUCGAGAAUUUAGAAUGUUGCCCUAUUUUGGAUACCCUAAACAUAUCUUAUAAUCAAGUAAAGAAAAUCGAAAAUUUAGAUUGCAUUAAACCUCUCCAUACUUUAAACAUGUCUCAUAAUUACGUGGAGAAAUUGGAAGAUUUUGAACAUUUAACACAAUUACAUGAACUUUCCGUAUUGGAUUUAUCCAAUAACCACGUAGACGAUCCCCUAAUCGUAGAGGUCGUCGGCAAAAUGGCGGGCUUAAGAGUAUUGAAUCUAAUGGGUAACCCAGUUAUAAGGAAGAUUCCUGCUUAUAGAAAAACAUUGAUCAUAGCUUGCAAACAAUUACAAUAUUUAGAUGAUAGACCGGUAUUUCCGCGCGAUAGGGCAUGCGCGGAAGCUUGGGAAAGGGGAGGAGUUACAGAAGAAUCGGCGGAAAGGCAACGUUGGAUCGAUAGGGAACGUCAAAAAAUGAUGGAAAGCGUCAACGCCAUAAUGAGGAUUCGAGAAAGGCAUUUGGAAGAGCGUAGACAACAAUGCGACAGCGGACAAGGGACUUCGGUGGGGGAUUCGGAAAGCGAUACGGAAAGUCUCGUUUUAAUUAACGAUAAUGUUGCACUAGAAAACGUUUCUUCCUCGUCGUCUUCGUCAUCAGACGAUAAUUUCAUGGAAGAUAACCAAAUAGCCGAUACGAGGGAGUACGAAGAAUACAGGGAAAGAAUUUUCGAUUUUAGUACUAAAACGUUCAAAAGUAGAUUUUUGGUCGAAGAAAUCACCGGUGAAGAACAAUUACCUACUACCAGUGCGGUAAACGAAAGUAUCGAUAGCGGUGACGUCGUUAAUCGUAACGAAGAAGAAGAAAUGCCGAAAAACGACGAAGAUACCGAUGAGAUUCAAGCGGAAAUCGAAGAUAUCGAUGUUGAAGAUACGAUCGAAAGAAAUAGACGAAAAGCGAAAGAAGCGGCGAUCGAAUUGGUGAAGAAAACGCGUUCCACUACGCGUUCGAUGACUUUCGAAGAAUUUUUGGAAUCCAGGAAGGAUCCAAAAAGGAUAUUCGACGAAAAUAAUACGCCUGAAGAUCCACCUAACGAAGAUAUAACGACAGGAAACGACAAUUCCGAUUUCGGUCUAUUUUUAGAUAUAAAAGAAGAAGCUGGUGAUUCCGAUGAUACCGAUACGGAAGAAAAUGAAGAUAUCAAAGAAUCUAGAUAUAAAAAUGAAGAAAGCGACGUUCCCGGAAGGUUAAAUGUAACGGAAAACGACGUAGAUCGUACGAAAACGACGUACAUUGAAGAUGGAGGACGAAGAAGAAACGUCGAAGCACGAAAACUAUCGGAAAUCGAAGAAAACGAAGAUACAAAAGUCGAUAGGGAAGAAACUAAAGAGGAAACGGACAAUUUCGAUGACGUAGUAACGAAAGAACACCAAAAUGAAGAAAGCGACGAUUUGCGAAGAUUUAAUAUCGCCAAAAAUGACGUAGACCAUACGGUACCAAUGGAUAUUGAAGAUGUAGGAAGAAGAAGAAACUUUAAAGCUAAAACAUCAGCAGAAAACGAAGAAAAUGGAAAUGAAAAAGAAGAUGGAGACGAUAGAGAAGAAAUCGAAGAAGGAAUAAUCAAUUGUGAUGAAUUAGAUACGGAAGAAGAACCAAAUGAAGAUGGCGACGAUACGGAAAUGUCAGAUAUAGAAGAUGCGGGAAGAAGAAGACACUUGGAAGAAACAAAACGAUCAGUAAUCGAAGAAAAUGAAGAUACUGAAGAUGGUGGAUAUAAAAAUGAAGAAAUUAAAGAAAGAACUGUCAAUUUAGAUGACUUAGAUGAUGAAGAAAAACGAAUUGAAGAUGGCGACGCUACGGAAAUGUCAGAUAUAGAAGAUGCGGGAAGAAGAAGACACUUGGAAGAAACAAAACGAUCAGUAAUCGAAGAAAAUGAAGAUACUGAAGAUGGUGGAUAUAAAAAUGAAGAAAUUAAAGAAAGAACUGUCAAUUUAGAUGACUUAGAUGAUGAAGAAAAACGAAUUGAAGAUGGCGACGCUACGGAAAUGUCAGAUAUAGAAGAUGCGGGAAGAAGAAGACACUUGGAAGAAACAAAACGAUCAGUAAUCGAAGAAAAUGAAGAUACUGAAGAUGGUGGAUAUAAAAAUGAAGAAAUUAAAGAAAGAACUGUCAAUUUAGAUGACUUAGAUGAUGAAGAAAAACGAAUUGAAGAUGGCGACGCUACGGAAAGGUCAGAUAUCGAAGAUGCGGGAAGAAGAAGACACUUUGAAGAAACAAAACGAUCAGUAAUCGAAGAAAAUGAAGAUACUGAAGAUGGUGGAUAUAAAAAUGAAGAAAUUGAAGAAAGAACUGUCAAUUUAGAUGACUUAGAUGAUGAAGAAAAACGAAAUGAAGAUGGCGACGCUACGGAAGGGUCGGAUAUCGAAGAUGCGGGAAGAAGAAGAAACUUUGAAGAAACAAAACGAUCAGUAAUCGAAGAAUAUGAAGAUAAAGAAAGAAGAAGAAACGUCGUAGGUAGAAUAUCUUCUGCUGAUACGGUCGCCGAAGAAAAACCGAUCAUAGAAAUGGAAGAAACGAAGAUAAUAGCUGAUAAUUACGAAGAUGAAUCGCCCGAAAUCGUCGGGGAAGAAAACGAAUGCGACGAUUAUUAUAAGAGACAAAAAUCUUUGAUGAAGAUCAAGAAAUCGAUAGAAGAAAGUAGAAAUAAAAAAUCAUCGAUCGAAGACGACGAUGAAGAAGAAGACGAAUACGAAGACGCCUUGGAGGACUUGGACGUUUACGUAGAAAUAGAUCGUGUCGAAAACGACGUUUCGAUUCAAAUGAACGUUGGUGAAGCGAAUACUGAAGAUGGAGAACGUUUGGGGUACGAAACGGAUACCUGCGUUAAGGACAAAAGGUCUUCCGAACAUAUGAUUUUUUACGAAAAUUUAGAUAAAAGCGAUAAAAUUUCGAUCGAAAAUGAUGGAGUCGAUUAUGAGGAAUGUAGAAUACGAACCAGGGACGAAAUUAAAAAAAUAUUUUCGUAUAAACCCGAAGAUGAGAAUGUCGAUGAUGUUAGAUACAAGGAAAUGUUGGAGUGGGAUAUCAAAUUACCCCCACAAAACGUGCAAAUUCUCCCGCCGAUAAAUAAGAAGAAAGAUGACGAAGAAAGGGAAGAAACUUUGAGAUUGCUGAUGGAAACUAAUAAAACGCGAAGAAACGCCACGGAAAAAGAAUACGAAAUCACGCCGCCAGGGGAUAUAAUAGAAGAUGGAGACGUUAUACUGUACCCGACGUCCAAAAUACAAAAAGAAGACGAUAAAUCGAUUGUAAUUGAAAAAAAAUUGAUUAUUUCUGAAAAUUUUCCUAUAUAUCAAACUAUAGAAGGACACACUGUAGAUAUUUCCAGCUCCAAGAACGAAGAAUUGGCGGAAAUUUCGAAUUCCCUGCAAAUUUCCAACAGUAUUUCGGAAAUUCGUCAACAGAUGUCGGACUUUACGACAAAAUUCGAUGAAUUCAAAGAGAAAUAUCGUUCGCAACGCGAAGAAAUCAUUAGAGAUUACAACGAAGCCGUUAAAAGAGAAUUGGAAGUCGUGGAUAAACUGAUGAUGGCUAAAGAGACUUUUUUGACGAAACGAGACGAUGCGAGACCUUUGACGUACGCCGAUUUGAAAAAACACUACGAAGACAUGGGAAUGACGUACGAAGACGAAGAAAUGGCAAGUUUAGAUGAAGACGGCGCUAAAGAAAGUGAAGAUCUAUUCGAAGAUUGCGAAUUAUCAGAUGGAAACGUGCACGAAUUGAAAAAAAGCGACGAGAAAGUUGUUUUAGGUGGUGAAAAGAUUGAAAUUCUCGAUACUUAUACGGUGGAAAAUCAAUUGGAACUCGAAAAAUCUGGAGGGUUGAACGGAAAAAACGAAAAUAGCGAUCCAGUUGAACGGAAAACUGGUUGUUCUUUGGAAAUGCAGUUAGCCAAGGAAGAGGAUUAGUUAUAUUUCACAUUUUUUGCGAUUGUAGUACAAAAAUUGUACAUUUUCUUGAAUUAAAUUACGAUAAAAUC